This is a messenger RNA of Culex quinquefasciatus (southern house mosquito), 941 nucleotides long. RefSeq lists its product as uncharacterized. Bases 134 to 829 code for a protein of 231 amino acids. The transcript is spliced from 3 exons. The record is from RefSeq and is a predicted model, not a curated record. Lineage: Eukaryota; Metazoa; Arthropoda; Insecta; Diptera; Culicidae.
AUAAAGCGAACGGUCGCGAUUUGCCACGUCGCAGUCCAUCGUACCCACCCGGACCAACCAGAACCUCAACCCAACUCAAGUGUGAUUUUUCUGUGUGACCAGUUCAAAUCUCAAGCAAGAAGUGUCGAAGAGAAUGUCCUCAACGGUUGGUGUGGUGCUAGCUGCUGUCCUGUGUGCGUUUUGUCUGCGAUUGUUGCACGGAGUUCCGGUUCCGGUACUGGAUGACGAAGCUGCUGCUGCCGAGGAUGGAGUGCAUCCGCUGAAUACACUGUUUCAUCCGGACAUUGGGGACGGGUUCGAGACGGACGAGUCGCUGUCGAGCAACAGCACCAACGGAACGCACAAAGAUCUAUACGUCAUCAAGGCCGUUGUAUACGAGAUCGGUAUCCUAGUGGACGAACCGGACAACGACACGCUCGAAGUUGGUGACGAACCCAUUUCUGAACAACAAGUGGACCUCACGUUUUUCACCCACAACGCCAACAAAACUCACAUCAACCUCGGGGACAUCCCCCUCCCGGUGGCCACCAGCGUGCACGGCCAGGUGCUAACCGGAAUCGCUCCGGUGCACAUCGGUGCCGUGUCCAACCUGCAGGACGUGCUGGCAACGCUCCCCAUUACGGGAACGAUCGUCAACAUUACGCAAACCAACUCCUCGUACAUCGAGCUCUCGAAGCAGAACAUCAGCGACCUGCACGAUUCGGCCAACAUCAUAAGCGUGGCCGAUCUGGCCAAGCUGCCCAUCGAGUCCGCGAACCAGCCGCUGAUACCGACGUCGCUGGACCAAACCAUCGCCGGGCUGGCGGCGUCUUCCGGAACCACGGACUAGGAGGGUGACGCGCGCGCGUUUGCUAGGCUAAUUAGAGGUUAAGUGUGAUGCUGUGAGCGGGUUGUGAUUUUUUCGCGUUUUGUGUGAAAAAUAUACCAGCGUGAAUAUCGUG